AUGUCUGGGAGUUACAGAAUGUGUGGGUGUUUCACUAGGAAGUUCAAAGUCACAAAGGCUGGCCCACCUCCGGAUGUCAUGGAAGCUUUCCACAAGUUCACCGACGGAGGGACCCACAUGUCGGCGGAGCAACUGUGGCGCUACUUGGUGGAAGUUCAAGGAGAUGGCGGCGCCUCCAUUUCUGACGCCCAGAAGAUAGUGGAGCAGGUUUUGCAACAGAUGCAUCAUAUUGCUAAGUUUACUAGGCAUACUCUCACUCUUGAUGACUUUCACCAUUAUCUGUUCUCUGCUGAUCUCAAUCCCCCUAUUGGAGAUCAGGUUCAUCAGGAUAUGACCAAACCACUGUCCCAUUAUUUCAUAUAUACUGGCCACAAUUCCUACCUAACGGGAAACCAACUCAGCAGUAAUUGCAGUGAUGUCCCGAUUAUAAACUCUUUGAAAAGAGGUGUAAGAGUGAUAGAGCUUGACAUAUGGCCAAAUUCUACCAAAGAUGAUGUUGAUGUUCUACAUGGAAGGACCCUGACUUCUCCAGUGGAGCUCAUUAAAUGUUUGAAAUCCAUAAAAGAAUAUGCCUUUUCAUCCUCCCCAUAUCCAGUCAUAAUAACUCUUGAAGAUCACCUUACCCCAGGCCUUCAAUUCAAAGUAGCUAAGAUGAUCACUGAAACAUUUGGAGACAUGCUGUUUUGUCCUGAAUGUGAAUGUUUAGAAGAGUUCCCUUCUCCAGAAGAGUUGAAGUAUCGAAUAAUUAUUUCAACAAAACCCCCAAAGGAGUAUCUUAAAGCUAAAAGUGGCCAGAGCAAGGGAAAUAAGUCCCAAAAGGAUAAGGAUUCUGAUGAUGAUACAUGGGGGAAGGAGCCAUCGGAUCUUAUGUCCGAUCAAGAAGAUGGUGAUACGAGUGAUACUGAUUCAAGUGAAGAUAGUGAAAGUGAGACACAGCAGUUAGGAGUAUCAGCAUACAAGCGUCUUAUUGCCAUUCAUGCUGGGAAACCCAAGGGUGGAUUAAAGGAGGCACUAAAGGUUGAUCCUCAUAAAGUUAGACGCCUAAGUUUGAGCGAGCAAGCCCUUGAAAAGGCUACUGAAAAUCGUGGAACAGAUCUUAUCAGGUUUACCCAGAAAAAUGUCUUAAGGGUGUAUCCUAAAGGUACUCGUUUUACCUCUUCCAACUACAAGCCACUAGUUGGUUGGACACAUGGGGCUCAAAUGGUUGCAUUUAAUAUGCAGGGUUAUGGCAGAGCUCUUUGGCUGAUGCAUGGGAUGUUUAGGUCCAAUGGGAGAUGCGGUUUUGUGAAGAAACCUGAUUUCCUGAUGAAUGCGGGUCCACAUGGUGAAGUUUUUAAUCAUAAAACCAAAUUGCCUGUGAAAAAAACUUUAAAGGUGAAAGUGUAUAUGGGUGAUGGUUGGCAUUUGGAUUUCAAAAAGACACACUUCGACUCAUAUUCCCCACCUGAUUUCUACACCAGGGUUGGCAUUGCAGGAGUGCCAAGCGAUGUGAUCAUGAAGAGAACAAAAACAAUAGAGGACAAUUGGACACCUGUUUGGGGGGAAGAAUUUAUAUUUCAGUUGACUGUUCCUGAGCUAGCUUUACUACGAAUUGAAGUUCAUGAGUAUGACAUGUCUGAGAAGGAUGAUUUUGCUGGACAGACUUGUUUGCCUGUAUCUGAACUGAGACCAGGAAUCCGUGCAGUACCCCUCUUCGAUCGCAAGGGAGAGAAGUUAAACUCAGUGAGGCUUCUCAUGCACUUUGAGUUUGUCUAA
Molecule: messenger RNA, 1755 nt
Organism: Dovyalis caffra
Lineage: Eukaryota; Viridiplantae; Streptophyta; Magnoliopsida; Malpighiales; Salicaceae
Source: the annotation of a GenBank genome assembly